CCAUGGCUGCCAUCUUCACCGUCGCGACUUUAGUAGUAUUAGUAACCUGAUGUGCGCAGGCGCUGCGCGGUUGUUUCGUCUGUGGCGAUUUCGGCGCAUCAACAAGAAAAAGCUGCGCGUCUUGAGGAAGCUGUUCAAGAGAAAAACAUGAAGGUGUUUGCUGUGGCCAUAUUUGUUGCUCUGGCAUGGAGGACGGGAUGCGGCCGCUCGUUGCCGGAGGAGGACUCGGUGGUGAGCGUGUACACCACGCAGCCAACUACGGCCGGCACUGGCUUUGACGUUUACCACCAGAUCGCCAAUAACAUCGCCGAGAGAAUCUCUUCACCUAUUUACAGGUUCCUUGGCAUCACCAGAAAUAAGACAGAAGAGCAGCCAGCAGUUAAGGCGAAACCUUGGGGGAAAAUCGAACUCCUCGAUGAGAUGCCUGAAGACGUCACCAAAGCCAUCGAGCCUGUUGACAACGAUAUUUCGGAAGACAGAGACGUCGAAGAAUUGUCCGUAGAAGCAUUAAAAAAAGUAGAUAAGAAACCAGAAAAGAUUACGUUAUUCUCGAGCUAUCUGCCCGUGAAAGAGAACUUAGAUUCAAAUAACACGAUAAACGAAAUACCAGAUAAUGAUGACGACGAUGCGCCAUUUGAAUUUGACGACUUUGAUACUGAUCCUAGAGCUGAGAGUCCCUUCAUUUUUAUCCUCGAAUGGUUGGCCAGUUUCUGGCAGAUCAUAUCAGGAGCUUUUGAAUCUAUAUUUGGCUCGAAUUCUUCUAAAGACAGUUAGUACUUCUUGAAUGUUUUUGAUGACAGAAAAGAAUAUUUUCUAUGUAUGUUCACUUUGCAAAUAAUAUUAAUAUUUGUGUUCGGUUAAUUAUGUUCUGUAGAUAAUGCUGGACUAUUUAUAAAUAAUUCUUGUCUUUUGAUAUAUCGUUUUGUAUGUCAAGGUAUUUUUCUGAAGAUCAAAACAAAUGAAACAUUUUGAUUUCUGGAGUGCCAUGAAUUUAAAAUCAGUCAUUAUUUAAGUACCGUUUGAAAAGCAAUGAGUACAAACCGUCGUAGUCAAUAAACUUAUGUAAAUACAUUAGAAGAUUAUCUAUUUGUGGUAAAUAAACUAUUAACCCAAAUUGU
Messenger RNA from Hyposmocoma kahamanoa, 1118 nucleotides. RefSeq lists its product as uncharacterized. The coding region runs from base 148 to 774 and encodes 208 amino acids. The transcript is spliced from 3 exons. The record is from RefSeq and is a predicted model, not a curated record. NCBI's taxonomy places the organism in Eukaryota, Metazoa, Arthropoda, Insecta, Lepidoptera, Cosmopterigidae.